AUUUCUUUCUAUCUAUCCUCCCUCUCUCUUCGAUCUAUUGUCUUAUCUACCCGGAGGUUAUUAUGCUUACUUAAGUAUUGGUGUAUCAACACUAACAAAACGACAAUGGGCUUACACUACUACACCACUGUGAGACUAGGAUUCAUCUUGGUGCUGCUCAUAUCAGUUAUGGUUAGCUAUGCAAUGGCAGAUUCAGCCAAAGAUAGAGAGGAGUGUCAACCGCAGUUGGUAGAGAUGGCCACCUGUCUGCCUUACGUUGAUGGUGAAGCAAAAGCUCCUACACCAGACUGCUGCACUAGUCUCAAAGAUGUCCUAAAGAACAACAAGAAGUGCUUGUGUGUUAUCGUCAGAGAUCGUAAUGAUCCAAACUUGGGACUGCAGAUUAAUGUAACACUUGCUUUGGGCUUGCCUUCUGUCUGCCAUGCCCCCGCUAAUGUCUCCCAGUGUCCCGCUCUUCUACACAUGGAUCCUAAGUCACCAGAAGCUCAAGUUUUCUAUCAAUUGGGAGGGAGUUCUAAUCAAAGUGUUGUUGGUCCUGCUCCUAGUCCUAGUGUUGGAGGGAGUCCCACGAGUGGCAGAAGUGAGGGGCCUAGUGGCCAAGGCACCAGUGAUGGUUGUUGCAGUGGAAAUAGGUGGUUUGGAAUGGAGAUUGCUGCUGGAGGUGUCUUAAUUUGGUGUUUCAUCAGUUCACACUUGUUCAUAUAGGCACUUGGUUGUGUCAAUUUUCAAUAACUUGGGCCUUCACUGCUGUUAUGUAAUUCUCAACCCCAUUUUAUCUGCAUUUAGUUUAUUGACACUCUCUGCCUCUCCCUU
This is a messenger RNA of Corylus avellana, 813 nucleotides long. Its product is annotated as non-specific lipid transfer protein GPI-anchored 14. NCBI's taxonomy places the organism in Eukaryota, Viridiplantae, Streptophyta, Magnoliopsida, Fagales, Betulaceae. The record is from RefSeq and is a predicted model, not a curated record.